UGCAAGGCGGUGGGUAGCGGCAGACGCCAGGCAGGGCUAACGCCACUUUUGGACCCAUCGGCCGGCGGCCUUCCGCCUUCCUAAAACAAGUCCUCGGUUUUGCGACCAGGAAUCCUUGGGCCUUCUCUCUCUCCUAUCACUCUCUACUUAUCUUCUUGUGAGCUCAGAUUUAUUUCUCUCCUACUUUUUUCUCUUCUCCCGCACUCUUGAUGUCCCUCAUCUAUCUCGUUCCUGACACCCUCUCAUCGCAAUAUCUCCUUGUGCGAACCUAGAGAUCCGGUUCUGCCCGCUGAUCAGGGGCCGCUGUCGUCAUCUUUUCUUAUCCCACGCGCGCCACGGAGCGCAAGGCCAGACACCAUGGGUCUUUCCAAGACCAACAGGAUUUUGAUCCUGUUAGCCAUUGAUUCGGCCUUCUUUCUGUUGGAGUUGAUUGCUGGUUACAGCGUCCACUCGCUUGCCCUUGUUGCAGACUCCUUUCAUAUGCUGAAUGAUGUUCUCUCUUUACUGGUCGGACUAUGGGCGGUCAAGGUUGCCAACCGCGAGACCAACUCAAAGAUGUACACCUAUGGAUGGCAACGCGCGGAGACAUUGGGCGCUUUAGUGAAUGGGGUUUUUCUAGUCGCCUUGUGUUUAUCGAUCUUCUUGGAGGCUAUACAGAGACUGGUGGAGCCUCAGGAGGUCAAGAAUCCUAAGUUUGUCUGCAUUGUCGGCUGCUUGGGCCUGCUAUCAAACAUCAUCGGUCUGGUCUUGUUCCAUGAUCAUUCCCAUGGACACGGGCACGGCCAUAGCCAUGGACACGCAGAUAUUGAAGAGGGUGCUUCAUCGGAGGAAGAUCACGCCCAUGAGCACAGUCAUGACCCCUCUCCGGUGUUGGAGCAUGGAAAUACAGCUAGCCGUACUGUUGGUGCAGAUACUUCGUCGCAUUCGCACCGUCGUCGGACCUUGGACAGCCAGCACCGCAGCUCUCGCCGCUACAGCGGCGCAACGGGCCGUGGGUUUGUUGAUGUCGAAGAGAUCCAGGUUCAUCCCGCCACUCUAAGGCAAGAAAUCAUCGCGGCUAGUCGCUCGCGCUAUGAUGACCAAUCCGGAUCCGACACUGACGUGCUCGAGGGCGGAGAUCCUGAGGACGUUGGCCCAUCGGAGCGCUCUGCGUUACUCGGCCACAAGGACCGUGCUGGCAAUUAUACAGAUGCUAGCAACUCGACUGUCACACCUCGACGCGCUCCUGUUGAUGACGACAUUCACAAGUACCACAACCAUGCCCAACCCAAGCAGAAGGACGAGAAGCACGGCCACGGCCAUGGUCAUGAUCUCAACAUGCGGGGCGUUUUCCUUCAUGUGAUGGGCGACGCGCUCGGCAACAUUGGUGUCAUUGCUUCCGCUCUGAUUAUCUGGCUCACUGAUUACUCAUGGCGCUUCUAUGUGGAUCCGGGCAUUUCCUUGGUGAUCACCGUGAUCAUUCUCUGUUCUGCCAUCCCUCUUUGCAAGGCGGCAUCGCGGAUUCUGCUUCAGGCAGUGCCGCAUGGUCUGAGCAUUGACCAUAUCAAGGAAGAUAUUGAGAGAUUGCACGGAGUGAUUGGCUCCCACCAUUUGCAUGUCUGGCAAUUAAGCGAUACCAAGCUUGUCGCCUCGAUCCACAUUCAGGUCGAUACAGAGAUCAAGGGUGAGGGCUCAGAGCGGUACAUGCGCCUAGCCAGGCAGGUACGCAAGUGCUUGCAUGCCUACGGAAUUCACUCGUCGACCAUCCAACCGGAGUUCGCCCCGGACAGCGAUGCCGAAGACACCGUUCAAUUUCCCACUCACCACGAUGGCGAAGCCUCUGUUUCAGCGACGCUUCCCAGCCGUACACCCAGUGUCCCUGAAGGAGACCCUCAGGCCUGUCUUCUUGAAUGUGGCGAGGAAUGCGCUCAGAACGGCCAGUGUUGUCCGAAGAGAUCGCCCUAAUCACUUUAGCCUUGCUCACUUAACCCCCUACCCCUGCAUUUCCCCAUUCAUUGCUCGACCUAAAAUACUGUUUUCUAUUCUUACGGAUCAUACCCGAUUGUUUCUGGUGACUGUACCGUCAUCUGUUGAGUUGACCCUGGUUGAUAAUCUUCAUCUGGACAUGGCGCAUGUUGGGCGCACUCCUCGAACUAAAUACAUCCCCCCGUGUGCAUUUCACGCUGGUUCCCAUGUAUCGCUACCAUUAAUUUACCGAAUUAUACUAUCGGCCAGUAUUACAG
Molecule: messenger RNA, 2222 nt
Organism: Aspergillus saccharolyticus JOP 1030-1
Lineage: Eukaryota; Fungi; Ascomycota; Eurotiomycetes; Eurotiales; Aspergillaceae
Product: cation diffusion facilitator family transporter
Exons: 5
Coding region: 358-1944 (528 amino acids)
Biological process (GO): zinc ion transmembrane transport; intracellular zinc ion homeostasis
Cellular component (GO): membrane
Molecular function (GO): zinc ion transmembrane transporter activity
Source: RefSeq, a predicted model, not a curated record